UACAUAAUACUACUACUGCUGAGGGUUUAUGGGGUUUGGUUCCUAACUUCUCUUCGUUAUCUCCUUUCUGUAAGAGAUAUAAUGAUGGCGAUGCUUCACCACUGUUCCAUACCCCUCGCACGUGUGGCGGUGCGCCCUUCCCCUCGCACACGUGCCGCCAUCUCCUUCGCAACUGCUUCUUCUCCUCGCGCAACUCCUCAGUCUCAGGUUCUCCUUGGCUUAUCCGAGAACGACCUUCAGAAACUCGCCAUUGAUUUUGGUCAGCAAGGUUUUAGGGGGAAGCAACUUUAUCAUCUUAUAUACAAGAGAAAAGUUAGAGAUAUUCAGGAAUUCGUUCAGGUGCCUCUCGCAUUUAGGAAUGAGCUUGAGGAAGCUGGAUGGAAGGUGGGAAGGUCUCCUAUUUUCAACAAGGUUGUUGCAACGGAUGGGACUAUUAAGUUGCUGUUAAAGUUGGAGGACAACAGAUUGAUUGAAACUGUUGGUAUUCCGGUUGAAGAUGAUAAGGGUUCAGUUCGCUUGACAGCAUGUGUCUCAUCACAGGUAGGUUGCCCUCUGCGAUGCUCUUUUUGUGCAACUGGAAAAGGGGGCUUUUCAAGGAAUCUUCGGAGCCAUGAAAUUGUAGAGCAGGUAUUGGCCAUUGAGGAGGUUUUCAAGCGCAGGGUGUCGAAUGUAGUCUUUAUGGGAAUGGGUGAACCAAUGUUAAACCUGAAAGCAGUACUUGAGGCACACCAUUGCUUGAAUAAGGAUAUACAAAUUGGGCAAAGAAUGAUGACUAUCUCCACUGUGGGGGUUCCAAAUACAAUAAAGAAGCUAGCUUCUCACAAACUUCAAUCCACGUUAGCUGUGAGUCUACACGCUCCUAACCAGAAACUAAGGGAAACAAUUGUUCCAAGUGCAAAAUCCUACCCAUUGGAUGCACUUAUGAAAGACUGCAAGGAAUACUUCCAGGAAACAAAUAGACGUGUUUCUUUUGAAUAUGCACUUUUAGCUGGAAUCAAUGACUCGGUAGACAAUGCAGUAGAACUUGCUAAACUACUACACGAAUAUGGCAGUGGUUAUCAUGUCAACCUGAUACCUUUUAAUCCAAUAGAAGGCUCUGAAUUUCGCCGUCCUUACAGGAAAGCUGUGCAAGCAUUUGUUAAUGCUUUGGAGUCAGCUAAAAUAACCACUAGUGUACGCCAAACCAGAGGACUGGAUGCAAAUGCAGCUUGUGGUCAGCUACGUAACAAUUUCCAGAAAAAUCCUUUGGUCACAGACUCUGACAAUCUUGAGUCCCAGCUGCCAAAUAUGGAUCUUGCAGUUACAAGUUGAUUGCACCGUGUCAGUUUAAUGGCUGCUUACUGUUAUCAACAUUCUACUUACUGGUCAUACGUCCACAAAUUUGAAGUAAACAACGAGAGGUUUGAUGAAACGAUGAACCAAUUAUAAAGUGAUAGAGGUGUUUGUUGUUAAUGCCUGAGUUGUGAUGUCAAGUUUCUUGCUAUAAGAGAAUUGUGGAGAGACAUUUAUUUGGUUGUUGGAGAUAUUGCUGAGUUAUUAAGGUCUGGGAAAAUUAGAAGUCUUUAGAUUCUUCGGCAUUUUUGGCAGUAUUACUGAGGCAUACAACCUACUGGAGAAUUACUUACUACAAGUAUAUAUUGUUGUCAAUAAGUGAUUAGGGUUUUGAAGUUCAUAGGGUGGACGUGGGAGAUAUUUUUCGUUGUAUUGAACCCCUUUUGCAUGAUAUUUAUUUAUGUGCAAUUGCUGA
Lathyrus oleraceus (garden pea) is the source of this 1747-nucleotide messenger RNA. RefSeq lists its product as uncharacterized. Bases 82 to 1311 code for a protein of 409 amino acids. Gene Ontology annotation, molecular function: RNA methyltransferase activity; iron-sulfur cluster binding. Lineage: Eukaryota; Viridiplantae; Streptophyta; Magnoliopsida; Fabales; Fabaceae. The transcript is spliced from 10 exons. Gene Ontology annotation, biological process: rRNA base methylation; tRNA methylation. The record is from RefSeq and is a predicted model, not a curated record.